AUGUCUAGGACCUGGUCUACCUCUACUUUGGUACAAGGCAUGGAGGCAGCGACGAUGCCUAAUCUUCUUGAUGACAGCCUGCCUACAGAUCCCGAGGAACUGGCGAGAGCAUUCGAGGACCUUGAGCGUAUGGAGGCCGAGCUUGGGGAUUCGGAGCUUGGGGAUGCGGACGGUGAUGCCCCGGGCGAGAUGCUAGAAGAAACCCAACAAGAGACCACGCCUGAGCCGAGCGCCGCGGUGGAGCCGAAGGAUGCGCCGGAGGAGCCUGGGCCGAUCAAGGCCGAGAGUGUGACUCCUGAAAGGACCCUUGUGAACACUGCGGUUCCGGAUGGGCACAGUCAUGAUGUGAAGAUUCCGGAUGUGCGUGACGACAAGGCCCCGCGGCCCGAGGUCGGUGUGCAUACCUUAAGCGCCGAGGCCAUCCGGUCUCGGGCGAGACGGAUUUUUACCCCAAGGACGAACGGCACGUUCAAGGUUUCGGAGACCGUGUUUAAGGAGUGGAACCGGCGUGGCUCCGUGGAAAGGAAGAACUUAGAGAUGAUCUUUGCCCAAUGUGGGUACUCCCCCGAGGUCUUUAUCGCGGAGGUGGAAGUUCUGAGAGAACAGCUCUACGAGAAGGACUUGACCAUCGAAGGAGAGUUUCUUUCCGAAGCUGCCAUGGAGGAAGAGGGCAUAAGCGA
This is a messenger RNA of Symbiodinium sp. CCMP2592, 680 nucleotides long. Lineage: Eukaryota; Dinophyceae; Suessiales; Symbiodiniaceae. The record is from the annotation of a GenBank genome assembly.